Messenger RNA from Alternaria postmessia, 1386 nucleotides. RefSeq lists its product as uncharacterized. NCBI's taxonomy places the organism in Eukaryota, Fungi, Ascomycota, Dothideomycetes, Pleosporales, Pleosporaceae. The record is from RefSeq and is a predicted model, not a curated record. The transcript is spliced from 3 exons. The coding region runs from base 1 to 1386 and encodes 461 amino acids.
AUGACAUCCCAAUUGGCUUCCCGGUUCUACCUGAGCCUGAAAGCGCUGCACGCUUCGCGCUCCUUCGAAGCUGGCUUGAAUGCAUCGCCAACUAGGCUGAUCUACGUUGGACAUACCGAUCGAGAAGUUCUACGUCUCUAUCUCCCUAAGGAAGAUAAAGGCGUGAAGUAUACUGCGUUGUCUCAUCGCUGGGGCGACUAUCCCCCAACAAAAGAGGAUCCUCGAUUCUGCACCACUGAUGGCAACCUUAAUGCACGACUAAAUGGCUUCAGUCUCUCUGAGCUACCAAAGACAUUUCGAGAUGCAGUUCGAGUGACCCGGGAGCUAGGUAUCGAGUAUCUCUGGAUUGACUCACUGUGCAUCAUCCAGUGGAAUGCGGAUGAUUGGGAGUGCGAAGCUGGUCGUAUGGAGGACGUCUUCGCCUCGGCCUACUGCGCGAUCGCUGCUACGUCGGCCGUUGAUUCGAAUGCAGGAUUCCUCGCCCGAAACAGAAGCGCUGAGUACGUGCGUGUUCAAGAUGCUGCAGGUAAUCAAGUCUAUAUCUGCACCCACAUGGAUGAUUUCGAGAAAGAUGUAGAACAAGCCGGGCUUAACAAGCGAGCUUGGGUCCUGCAAGAGAGGGUCUUGGCAAAACGGACCAUCCACUUCAGCGCCAAUCAGACCUACUGGGAGUGUGGAGAAGGAGUGUACUGCGAGAACCUUACAAUGAUGAAAAGAUCAGGCAAAGGACGUACUGUGGAAUUUAUCCACUUUCUGUUCGAGAACUACUCAAAGCGUGGACUUACCAAGGACACCGACAGAUGGGUUGCAGCAUCUGGGUUAGAGGCCCGCAUUGCACGCGCGCUACCGGGCAAGAACAGUUGGUAUGGCAUCUUCCAAGAGCAUCUUCACCGGAACCUACUGUGGCAGGCGUCGGACAGUAACACGAAGCGCAUCGUGUACGAUGAAGACCGACAAGUACCGUCGUGGUCAUGGAUGGCAUGCAGCGGAGGCAUCAAAUUUAUGGAGGUUGCAAUCGGCUCCGUUAGCUGGGUUAAUGCUCUUGCUUUCAAUGCCGAACGUGACUCUGCUGCGUUGAUCGCCGAUGUGGGAAAGUUUCAGCACGUCACUCUGAAGCCAAACGGUAAUCGUUACACGGUCUCCAAUUUCUUCGGAAGAGCAAAAGGGUGGAUCCAAUAUGAUAUGGAAGGCGGGGAGAGCGGUCGCAGAGACCGUUGUGUCGUGAUUGGACGGACGGAGGAAGAAAAAAAAAACAUCAGCAAGAAACACUACUACAUACUGGUUGUUGUGCCAACAAGGGAAGAUGGGGAGUACACGAGGGUUGGAGUAGGAAUGGUUCGAACUGGUUGUGUCAAGAGGUGGAGAGCUAGUGUGCGAAUUGUGUAA